AUGAACUUACUUCUUUGGCCUAUAUCACUUUACAAUACACCAAAUAUAAACCUAUUUCUGAACGUUAAACCUCGAGUAAACAGCUUAAAACCAACGUGUUUAUUUCCCGCUAUUUUUCUGUCACGUGACUUUGUCUGUUCAAUGACGUAGUUAUUUAUCUAUUUUUAAAUUAGCGAAACAAUAUCAAUACGGAAAAAAUGUUUUAUAUUUGUUUUAUAAUAUAGCACAAAGAAAUUUAAGAAAGAAAUUUUCCGACGUUUCCGUGUUGACAUUGAGUUAUAUCAACACGGCUCUUAGCCAAUCAGCGUUCAGAAUUUACAAAUGCUAUUAUUAUAAAAUACUUCAUUAUAUAGUAGAGAGGAAAAUACUGAAAAAUACACAGCGACAUAUAUUUUCCAUAUCUUCACUAGGCCAGGAUAUCGAUCACGUGACUUUUAGUAUUUAUACCAUUUUUUGCUUGGGACUAUAUAAUAAACAGAACAUUACACGGUGGCUUGAAAAUAUGACUUUUAUCUUCUCGUGUUAAAAACAAUGUUUUACUCACUCGCUGCGCUCGUUCGUAAAAAAUUGUUUUCACCACUCGAAGAUAAAAGUCAUAUCUUCGCGCCGCCGUGUAAUAUCCUCUAUGUAUAUAGAAAGAAGACAUUUUAAUUUUGCAGUGAACAUCAAUUAUUUGACAACACAUUCGCAGUUCUUUCAGUGCUAUAUUACACUUUUGACUUUUGUUAUUAUCUGAUUUGUAGGAGGUACAGCACCGAACGUAGACGAAGAGUUGCGGUGUGACAAAAAGUGUUUGAAGAUCGCCAACAUUGACCCUGAUAUCCUCAUCAGAGUUUGCAACCUGCUUAACAUUGAACAGGUAUUGGGUCGGGAUUGGCGAACCUUGGCUGGGCGACUCGGCUAUGACGUAACGGACGUUAAGGUACGAACUGUAGCAAUAUUUUAAAAUUUUAAUACAUACAGCCAAAAAAAUGACAUAACCCAUGAAGUGGAUAAGGAGCUGCCAGCCUGAAAUUUAUCUAAAAUUCAGGGCGUUUUGGCCUACAGUACCGUAAACCUCCGAUUAUAAGCCCCCCGAAUAUAAGCCCCCCCCCGAAUAUAUAAACCCAGUAGCCCACUACGUUACUCAACAUUGACAUUGUCUUUUAAUAUAGCAGAGAACUGUUUUUGAACAGAUCGAUGACAAUAUUUAAAAACAUUGCCAUUGUCUUUAUAGCCCACUAUGUGAAUCAAAACGCGUUAUAUUAAUACAUGUUUAUUUUCCUGUUUAUGACCGACUUGUUUAUGUCUGACUUGUUUAUUACUAACACAAAAAAUCGUCCAUGUAUAAGCCCCCCGUAUAUAAGCCCACCCUUGUAUAAGCCCAUCAAAAAUCGCUUACGAAAGUAUAUAAACCCAGGGCUUAUAGUCGGAGGUUUACGGUAUUUUGCCGGAGUUUGUUUAACUCGGCGAAAAAACCUGAAUCCUGCAUCGACGAAAAAGUAACCUCGUAUUGAUAUAUUGCGUAGCCGUAGGCUUGCUUCACACAUAGUGUCAUUAUACUAUAGUACGAAAUGUUCAUGCAUGCGGAGCCUCUUUUUUUUGGCCGGGGGUGAAAAAGAAACAUGGAGUUUGCACAGAACUACGUAAUAUAUACAAUCACCACUUCACUUCAUGUACAAGCUAUAUACAGCGUACAUUAAUUAUUUAAUUAAUAGUAUACAUGUACAGUAGCUACUGUAUCAAAAACAUUACAGAAAAUUCAUAUUUCAGCAGUGUUGUUUUACCUUUAUAUAAGAUAUUUAAGUGCAAGGAAAAUCAUGCCGAAAGUAUGCUAAACGAUUGGGACAACCGUGACCAGCAUAAUUAUCUCGAACAUGUUGUGAAGGAACUCCGUGAAAUGAGAAGAGCCGAUGUUGCUGAUUUACUGCAAAAAGAAAUCGAUAAAAAAGGAGACAGUUGCAACUGCGCAGACUGUGGACAUUUAAUGUAG
Paramuricea clavata is the source of this 1972-nucleotide messenger RNA. NCBI's taxonomy places the organism in Eukaryota, Metazoa, Cnidaria, Anthozoa, Malacalcyonacea, Plexauridae. The record is from the annotation of a GenBank genome assembly.